Messenger RNA from Bipolaris oryzae ATCC 44560, 546 nucleotides. RefSeq lists its product as uncharacterized. The record is from RefSeq and is a predicted model, not a curated record. Bases 1 to 546 code for a protein of 181 amino acids. The transcript is spliced from 3 exons. NCBI's taxonomy places the organism in Eukaryota, Fungi, Ascomycota, Dothideomycetes, Pleosporales, Pleosporaceae.
AUGGUAAGCAGUGAAGAAGGGGGCUAUAUGAAAGAUGGUCAAAAUGAAGUACUUCGACUCAAGCUACGCGAUGAAGACUGUCAGAUUUACCUGGAGCACGAAUAUAUUUUUGACGACGAUGCAAUAUUAUAUCACUAUAAGGCUUCUUUUUAUAACCCAGAUAAUAACGUCAUAUGGGAGCAAGAGGAGGAUGUUAUCCCUAGGCUUGUCGCAGAAAAGCUCUAUGUGUCUCUUGCCUUGUAUCUUGGCCUCGGUCACUGGCUUCUGAUGUCGGGUUUUAAAGAAACAUUUCCAUGGUCCAUAGGCUACGAUAGGGACCUGCAUACCCCUGCAACCACUGCUGAAGUCGCUGAUGUGAUUUCUCACCUUACCAUGACCGCUGUGGCAGCAGCAGACCAGAGAAUAAAGUCCCAGCCAGGAGAACUUUCGCCUUCAGGUCUGCCUAGUGCUCGAAUACCUGUCGAUACUUUGAGGAGGACAUUCCAGCUGAAGAUUCAAUGGGCUAUACAAUUGCGAUACUUGUCGCGAUCCCCGCUUUUCAGUUGA